Molecule: messenger RNA, 1135 nt
Organism: Larimichthys crocea (large yellow croaker)
Lineage: Eukaryota; Metazoa; Chordata; Actinopteri; Sciaenidae
Gene: uqcc4
Product: ubiquinol-cytochrome c reductase complex assembly factor 4
Exons: 2
Coding region: 145-570 (141 amino acids)
Source: RefSeq, a predicted model, not a curated record
CGGUCAAACCACGCGUUCAACGGUGCCACCGGAGCGACUUCAAGGUUGCAACAGCGACGUGAUUAUGUUGCAUGACCUGACCGAGGCGCGUCUGGAAAGACACAGCACAACAUCGUGACUCCUGAAGAUGAACAUUUGUUCGAGAUGUCUACAACAGCAGGACGAUUUCUCGGCGCACUGACACGCACUGCUUUCAGCCGAGGAGGGAUAUUCAUCCACAACGCCACCUCGACCGUGAGAGCGAACGGUGUGCGGACCCUGGCGUUGAGCUCUCAGAGGUCAGCUCAAUCCACAGACGACGACAAAGCGGUGAAAAAUGAGCCGAUCAAGUUCUCCACCAGUAAAGCCAGUCACAGAACAUGGAAAGUUGACCGUGCCAUGGGGAGCCAGUUUCAGCGGCCAUGGUGGAAAGUACUGCCCAUCAGCCUGCUCGCCACCAGCUUCCUCUUGUGGUGUGUACUGAGAGAAGAGACGGGCGUUGAUGAACAGCUGAACAAGCAUCUGUACGAGCAUUUACCCAGCUUGCUUUCAGAUGAAGAAGAGGAACAGCAGCAAAAUAAACCAAGUUAACAUAACGAUACUUUGGAUGUAAAUAUUUAUUGUACUUCUGGCUGUGCUUGACGUGGAGUUGUAAAGCCGUCCAGUGUUAUGGCCAUUAUUUUUUUCCCCAGAAGAGAUUUACAGCUAUAGACUUUCUAUUGCCGGUUUGUUUAGUUGCAUGUUUGAACAAGAACAUUAAUUAAAAUGCAUUUAAUUGAACCACUGAACUUGGUUUAGUCUGAAUUUUUAUGAAUAUUCAUGUUUUGUUCGAUAGGCACAAUUUUACCAUAGUUGCAUCAGAGCCAAUUCAGACUAUUGCCAAAAUGAACUGUAGUUUUACGCUGUCAUGCAGCAUUAAACUAGGCACCUACAGGGUAGCAUUGGUCCAAGAUACAUUAUAUACACUAUAUGCAUUAUGGUACUGAGUUUGUUAAUCUUACUAGGGACUAAGUUUUGACAUCAGUUUUUAAUCUUGACCAUUUUGUUAAGAGUCCUAACAUCCAACCCAAAGAAGUCAAACUGAGGUCACAGAUUUGAGGUAGCGGACAGUUUAUUUACAGCACAACAAGAAAUCCUAUGACAUGCACACAGGAUU